CUCGGCAGAAGAGCCAUAAAGCCGGCGACGAGGUGGUGGAGAAAUAGAAUGGAUCUUUGACGACAACGAUUAAGCUUCCCACCCGAGGACAGGCCACGCCUAGCUAUUAAAGAACCCAAUGCACUUGCGAUAAAGACCUCUUCCUACCGCUGCUGCUAUUUCUGCGACUUCUGCUCCCCUCUCACUUCCGUCUCCACUAGUUUUUGCAUCCUCCGCUCCUAUAUAUGUCUGUAUAUGCACAUGCCAACACCGAUCCCAGAUUUCCUUGAACCCACUUCGCACGGUUCUGCUACUUAUUUGCUAUACGAUAGAUGAUGGAGGGCUCGACGAGGGGUCAUCAAGUUCCAGCGUUUGGGUACUGGGAUCACCGUGAUGAACUCCCCAUCACCCGGUGCUUUGAGCUUGCAGUGCAGGCUGAGUGGAUCCGAGGCCAUUGUCGUAGCGAAGAUGGUGAUCUCUUUAAGGUGGCAGCCCCUGCAGAGACACCAGCUUGUUGUGAGCACCACCACAGAAAGGUGAAGAAGGGUGGCUGCAUAGGAAGAGAGAAGGAAGAGCUGCAGAAGAAGCAAGGGAGGGCUACAGCUCCCAAGGCCGUGGACGAGGACUUGUACAAGAUCCCACCUGAACUCCUCCACCACCAAAAGCCCAAGCGGGUAUUCAUCACUCUUAACGCGUUCCGAAAUCUCUCUCGGCCAAAACUUGGGUGUUCAUGUGACUGUUUGCAGGCGAGGAUGUUCAAGAAUCUGUGGUCGGGAUGUAUGGGACUCGACAGCGUUGCCUGAGAGGAUGUGAGGGUGCAUUCCAUUGCAUCGCAUGCGGAAAAGCUUCAGCACCGAAAGGGAUAUAUUAAUCCUCGAUGUUUCACUUGCUACUGUUGUCUCUUUCUCCUUUAGAUCACUGUGAUAGAUAUGAUGUAUCUUAUCUUCUCAGUAAGAAGCAUUU
Musa acuminata AAA Group (dessert banana) is the source of this 942-nucleotide messenger RNA. RefSeq lists its product as uncharacterized. The record is from RefSeq and is a predicted model, not a curated record. The transcript has 3 exons. Bases 312 to 782 code for a protein of 156 amino acids. Lineage: Eukaryota; Viridiplantae; Streptophyta; Magnoliopsida; Zingiberales; Musaceae.